AUGGACGUUUCGCCGGCGAUGAUAGAAGUCGGUGACCAAGGUUUUCCGGCAGAAGACGCAGACAAAGACGACGACGAAGACGUGUGCCGGAUUUGCCGAUCACCGGAGGAACCAGGAAACCCGUUAAGGCAUCCGUGUGCGUGUCGAGGAUCCAUCAAGUAUGUACACCAGGAUUGUCUUCGUCUUUGGCUGAAUCGUCGCGGGUACACGAAAUGCGAGGUAUGUGGGCGUAGCUACUCGAUUGUUCCGGUUUACUCCGAGAAUGCUCCGGAGAGGCUUCCGUGUAACGAGUUUCUAAUCGAAGUGUUACUGAGAGCAGCACGUUACAUGAAGCUCAUGUUUCCUUGGAUUGUGGUGAUUCUCUUCAACUCAUACUGCAAUUCCUUACAUCCUUGGGGCCAAGAAAUUGUCGCUGAGUUCCAGAGAGGUUUUUGGAUUUCUGGCAAGUUUGCUUCUCUGUGGGGUGGCCUGAUUUACAGCAUUUUGAUCGUGUGUUUCAUGGCCUUCAUCACUAGUAUAAGGAUGAAAUUCGGAGAUCUCAACAUCAGAAGAAUUGUUGACGGGUUUCGCGCUGAUAAUUUUACUAGGAAUGGUCUUCAACAAGGAGUUAUUGGUGGAGUUUUGCAGGUCUUAUGGAAAUAUUUCAAGAUCCUUUGUGAUUGGUAUAUUCAUAAACUCAUACAUUUCUUGCAGCCACCUAAUCGACGAGUGCUUGUUCCUCCAAACGCGCCACUUGAUGAAUUUGGGGUCAUCAGGAACCUGCUUUUCUUUCUUCAUGACGAUGCCUUUGCUGCCCUUGCCGUCAGUGUAUGUGGGUUUAUCCUCUUUGUUCUUCUCCCAAAUUGGAUUGGACAUAUUGUAUUAGCAACUGUUGGAGGAUCCGGAAACUCCACUUUUAUUUGUGGAUACAUGAUGAUGCUGUUAAUACCCUUUGCUUACUUGGGAGUCCUCUUCACUCUCCGUCAUAGCUCAUUUCCAGCCAUAGUCCGGUGGUUUUCGCUGGGAUUUUUCUUCGUAACAGUGGAAUUGCCAGUUUUCUUGUGGGUUUCAUCAGUAGAAGCCUGCAAAAACCUUCAUGUCAUUAAAGAAGCUUUCGUCUUGACUUUAAAAUUUGUUGUGCGUCCUUGGAUAAUUGGCUUUUGGCUCGGAAUCUGCACCUCUGAUUUGAGAUUCAGAUUUGAGAUUCUUGGAACCAUAAUUUCCCAGAUAUUUGAGAAUCGUUUAGUCUUCCUGUACCUGAUUGCCCUAAAAUGGUUGGCAGGAUUCUGUUGCUUGAUUGUUGCUGACUCUUUCAGGGAACUUAUCCAGGAGAUCAUUCAUAAACGAGCCUUUUGGUAUCUUCUAGAUAUCACAGAUCCAGACUACAAGGUCACCAGAUUGAAUCUUGGUUACACUUUCUUUGCGUUUGCUACUCAUGGGGUUUUGUUGGUGAUUCUGGUUCACUUACCAGUUAAAGCAAUUACACUUAUCAGCCCUUCAUUUUUCUCUCUUAAUUUAUGGGCCUACCCAUUUUAUUUCCAUCUAUUUAGAGUCGGCCCCGAUUGGUUAAUAAAGCUGAUCUCACCAGCAAGUGAGGUCCUAGUUCACAAAUGGAUUAUCACUGUUAGUUCUUGGCUUCAGUUGAGUGAUUUCUUGCUGGUAGUGCCCCAAGGAGACCGUGCUGAUCAGAAUAUGAGACCAAUUAUGCGACCAAGAAGGCCGGAUGAUGAUAAUUCAUGGUUUCUACUGUACUCCUUAGGUGAAGGCUCUAUUGUCAUUUUGCAUGGAUCUCAGAGUGCUGAAGACGAUGUUAAGUGUAAAGACCAAAGAGAUAACGGGUUGUUUCUGCUGAGGAUUGCAUUGAUGUUGGUGCUAGCUGCUCUGAGUAUGUUCCUCUUUGGUACAGCCUUCAUGGCUUUGCCAAUUUUGGCGGGGAGAGUAUUCUUUGACUCUAUCUCUUUCAUCACGACAAGACUUGGAGUCGGACGUGACGAUCUUUGUGGUUUUUGGAUUGGAUGUUAUAUCCUGCAAGCAAUCUAUUUCAGCACUUGCUUUGUAUUUGAUCAUAUUCAAAAGGGAAGAACCGGUCUGCUUCUCAAAUAUGUCUUCAUACGGAUACGAAAUGGAUUGUUUUUCUCCAUCUGGAUCUCUGUCGUACCGGGAUUGCUUGGUGUACUCAUCGACCUUAUGAUCAUCAUCCCAUCACGAGUGCCGAUAGACGAAUCACCGGUCUACCUUUUGAUCCAAGAUUGGUUUAUCGGACUAGUCGUGCUUCUUACCUGGACCUUUCUGACAAUGCUCACGCCUAUCAACUGGUUCGCGACUGAGGCAUGGCGAAGGAAGCUGGAGAGAAUCAGAAACGUGGGAAUCGAUAGACUUCCUUCAAUGUGGCUGCUUCGAGAUGUGAUUGGUUCCCUCAUAACCACACUUCUAAUCACACUCUCCAUCCCUUACCUGUUCGUGAAGUCUCUGUUCCCGUUGCUUGGAUUUUCCCAAAACAUCAAUUCAGCUGCAGAGCGGUUUAUUUGGCCGGCGUUAUUAGCAUUGAUCACGGUUUGGUUCAUGGCCAAGCUAACACGUGAUCUCAUUAUCUACCUUCACCAGUUGGUCUUCAAUGAACGGUACUUGAUUCCUCCCGAUGUUCCUUCCAUCGAUGUAGACGCAUCCGAUGUGUUGGCUCAUGGGACAGAUACGGAGGAGUUUAGCUGUGAGUUCUUCAUUCCUCCGAGAGGGAGGAGCCAACAGUCGGACAAAAAGGUUCAAUGCUAUGAACCUGCCACCAUGAAAUAUCUCGGAUAUUUCCCUGCUCUGUCUCCCUCUGAGGGAGUGCAGAAGAAACCAGAGAGAGAGAGAGAGAGAGAGAAAAGGAGGUUUGCUUUUCCGAGAAUGGACGUUUCGCCGGCGAUGAUAGAAGUCGGUGACCAAAGUCUUCCGGCAGAAGACGUGGACAAAGACGACGACGAAGACGUGUGCCGGAUUUGCCGAUCACCGGAGGAACCAGGAAACCCGUUAAGGCAUCCGUGUGCGUGUCGAGGAUCCAUCAAGUAUGUACACCAGGAUUGUCUUCGUCUUUGGCUGAAUCGUCGCGGGUACAAGAAAUGCGAGGUAUGUGGGCGUAGCUACUCGUUUGUUCCAGUUUACUCGGAGAAUGCUCCGGAGAGGCUUCCAUGGAACGAGUUUCUAAUCGAAGUGUUACUGAGAGCAGCACGUUACAUGAAGCUGAUGUUUCCUUGGAUUGUGGUGAUUCUCUUCAACUCAUACUGCAUUUCCUUACAUCCUUGGGGCCAAGAAGUUGCCGCUGAGUAUCAGAGAGGUUCUUGGAUUACUCGGACGUUUGCUUCUCUGUGGGCUGGCCUGAUUUACAGCAGUAUGAUCGUGUUUAUCAUGGCCGUCAUCACUGUUAUAAGGAUGGAAUUCGGAGAUCUCAAUAUUCGGAGGAAUGUUAUUGGGAAUGGUCUAGAACAAGGAGUUAUUGGUGGUGUCUUAUGGAAGUACAUGAAGAUCCUCUGUGAUUGGUAUUUUCACAAAUUCAUUCGUUUCUUGGGGCCACCUAAUCCACCAGUACUUGUCCCUCCAAACGCGCCACUUGAUGAAUUUGGGGUUAUCAGGAGGCUUCUUUUCUUUCUUGAUGACGAUGUCUUUGCUGCCCUUGCCGUCAGUGUAUUUGCGGUUAUCUUCUUGGCUCUUCUCCCAUUUUGUAUCGGAUGGAUUGUAUUAGCGAGUGUUGGGGGCAGCUACUUAUCCGGAAACUCCAUUGUUACUUGCGGAUACAUGAUGAUGCUGUCAAUACCCAUUGCUUACUUUGGAAUCCUCUUCACUCUCCGCCAUAACUUAUUUCCAGCCAUAGUCCGGUGGUUUUCGCUGGGAUUUCACUUCUUCACAGUGGAAUUGUCAGUUUUCUUGUGGGUUUCGUCAGUCAAAGCCUGCAAAAACCUUCAUGUCGUUAAAGAUGCUUUCGUCUUGACUUUCAAGAUUGGUGUUGUCCCUUGGAUAAUUGGCUGUUGGCUCGAAAUCUACACCUCCCCUAUGUUUAGAACCACAACUCUUCAGAGAUUUGAGAUUCUCUCACACUACCAAAGCCUGAAUCCCCUAUCUUUGCUGGCAGGAUUCUGUUUCUUGAGCCUUGUUGACUCUUACAGAGAACUUAUCCAGGAGAUCAUUCAUAAACGAGCCUUUUGGUAUCUUCUAGAUGUUAGAGAUCCAGACUACAAUGUCACCAAACUGAAUCUUGGUCACACUUUGUUUGCGUUUGCUACUCAUGGGGUCUUGUUGGUGAUUCUUGUCCACUUACCAAUUAAAGCAAUUACACUUAUCAGCCCAUCCUUUUUCCCUCUUCAGUUAUGGGUCACCGACGAAAAGAAGUUUUGGGGUGCAUACGCCAUUUACUUCAAGCUAAUGACAUCCGGCAAAUGGUUAAUCAAACUUACCAUACCAGCAAUGAAGCUCAUGACUCACAAGUGGAUUAUCACUGUUAGUUCUUGGCUUCAGUUGAAUGAUUACUUGCUGGUAGUGCCCCGAGGAGACCGUGCUGAUCAGAAUAUGAGACCAAUUGUGCAACGAAGAAGGCCGUAUGGUGAUAAUAAAUGGUUUAGAUUGUACUCCUUAGCUGAAGGCUCUAUGAUAAUUUCGCAUGGAUAUGAGAGUGCUGAAGACGAUAUUGAGUCUGAAGACCAAAGAGAUUACAGUUUUUUUCUGCUGAGGAUUGCAUUGAUGUUGGUGCUUGCUGUUUUUAGUAUGUUUCUCUUUGCUACAACCUUCAUGGCGUUGCCAAUCUUUGCGGGGAGAAUAUUCGUUUACUGUACCCCUUUCAUCAUGACACUAUAUGGAGUCAAACCUGACGAUCUUUGUGCUUUUUGGAUGGGAUGUUAUAUCCUGAAAGCAAUCUAUUUCAGCACCUGCUUUGCAUUUGAUCAAAUUCAGAAGGGAAGAACCGGUUUGCUUCUCAAAGAUGUCUUCAUGCGGAUACGAAAGGGAUUGUUUUUCUCCAUCUGGAUCUCUGUCAUACCGGGACUGCUCGGUCUACUCAUCGACCUUAUGAUCAUCAUCCCAUUACGAGUGCCGCUAGAUAAAUCACCCGUCUAUUUCUUGGCCCAAGAUUGGUGGAUCGGAUUUUAUGUGCUUCACAUAUGGACCUUUCUGACAAUGCUCACGCCUAUUAACUUGUUCGCGACGGAGGCAUGGCGAAGGAAGCUGGAGAGAAUCAGAAACGUGGGAAUCGAUAGACUUCCUUCAAUGUGGCUGCUUCGAGAUGUGAUUGGUUCCCUCAUAACCACACUUGCAACCACACUCUCCAUCCCUUACCUGUUCGUGAAGUAUCUGUUCCCGUUGCUUGGAUUUUCCCAAAGCAUCAACUCAGCUGCAGAACGGUUUAUCUGGCCGGUGUUAUUAGCUUUGAUCACGGUGUGGUUUGUGGCCAAGCUAAUACGUGAUCUCAUUAUCUACCUUCACCGGUUGGUCUUCAAUGAACGUUACUUGGUGGGUGAAAGAGUCGACAAUUUGACUGAAGAAUAG
This is a messenger RNA of Microthlaspi erraticum, 5490 nucleotides long. NCBI's taxonomy places the organism in Eukaryota, Viridiplantae, Streptophyta, Magnoliopsida, Brassicales, Brassicaceae. The record is from the annotation of a GenBank genome assembly.